Molecule: messenger RNA, 2435 nt
Organism: Scophthalmus maximus (turbot)
Lineage: Eukaryota; Metazoa; Chordata; Actinopteri; Pleuronectiformes; Scophthalmidae
Gene: abcf3
Product: ATP-binding cassette, sub-family F (GCN20), member 3
Exons: 21
Coding region: 12-2147 (711 amino acids)
Molecular function (GO): ATP binding; ATP hydrolysis activity
Source: RefSeq, a predicted model, not a curated record
GGCCGGGUAUCAUGGCGACGUACGUGGAGAUUCUGAAGAGCGAGUUUCCUGAGAUCGACACGGAGCUCUUCGACUAUAUCACAGCCGUCUUGGACAGCGGCGGCGCAGACUUCGAGGAUGGGGAGGAGGUGUAUGACGCCAUCGGCGGCGUCCUGCAGGACGUGUCGGCCGACAGCAAGAACGAGGACGACGUCAGAGACAUCUGUCUCCAGAUGUUCAACACUCUGAAACUGAAUCAGCAUCACGGUUCUAAGAAGCAGCUGCUGCUCGACGCUCCCGUCCAACUGUCUCAGAUCUCUGCAGACCACGUCUCAGCAGAUCAAGACGUUCAGGGGAUCUGGAUGAUGAAACGAGCUCAGAACACGACUGUGGACGUGAAGAAACUGGAAAAGGCCGAAGCAAAGCUGAAAGCUAAACACGACCGCAGGAACGAGAAAGACUCACAGAAAGGCUCCGCCCCACUAGUCCUGGAGGAGGCGUCGGCCAGUCAGGCCAGCAGUAAAAAGGACAACCGAGUCGACCAAUCAGGGAAGAACCGCAGCUACGAUAUUCGCAUAGAGAACUUUGACGUUGCGUUUGGAGAGAGGUCCCUGCUGCAGGGGGCUGAGCUCUCUCUGGCGACAGGUCGGCGGUACGGUCUGAUUGGUCGUAACGGUCUGGGGAAGACAACGCUGUUGAAGAUGCUGGCGAGUCGUAGCCUCCGCGUCCCGGCCCACAUCUCCAUCCUGCACGUGGAGCAGGAAGUGGCGGGAGACGAGACGGCUGCGCUGCAGAGCGUCCUGGAGAGUGAUGCCCUGAGGGAGGGGCUUCUGGGUGAGGAGAAGAGGCUGAACGCUCGCCUCGCCAAUGGAACCGCUGACGGGCUGGAGAGCGUUCGACUGACGGAGAUCUACGGCAAGCUGGAGGAGAUCGAAGCCGACAAAGCCCCGGCCCGAGCCUCCGUCAUCCUGGCUGGUCUCGGGUUCUCUGCCAAGAUGCAACAGCAGAUGACGAGGGAGUUUUCAGGAGGAUGGAGGAUGAGGUUAGCUUUGGCCAGAGCUCUGUUUGCUCGGCCUGACCUGCUGCUGCUCGAUGAGCCGACCAACAUGUUGGACGUCAGAGCCAUCCUAUGGUUAGAGAACUACCUGCAGACGUGGCAGUCCACCAUCUUGGUCGUCUCCCACGACAGAAACUUUCUGAACGCCGUGGUAACGGACAUCAUCCACCUGCACACGCAGAGGCUGGACAGUUACCGUGGGGACUACGAAAACUUUAUCAAAACCAAAGAAGACAGACUGAAGAACCAGCAGAGGGAGUAUGAGGCCCAGCUGCAGUACAGACAACACAUACAGGUCUUCAUCGACAGGUUCCGGUACAACGCCAACAGAGCAGCUCAGGUCCAGAGCAAACUGAAGCUGCUGGAGAGACUACCGGAGCUGAAGCCCAUUGAGAGAGAAACCGAGGUCACUCUGAGGUUUCCUGAUAACUUUGAGAAGUUGUCUCCGCCCAUCCUGCAGCUGGACGAGGUGGAGUUCUUCUACGCCCCUGACCGGCCGCUCUUCUCUGGACUCAACGUGUCGGCCGACCUCGACUCCCGCAUCUGCAUCGUCGGAGAAAACGGUGCCGGAAAAACCACCGUCCUCAAACUGCUGAUGGGAGAGUUGACCCCGGUGGGUGGGGUCAGGCAAGCCCACAGGAACCUGAAGAUCGGUUACUUCAGUCAGCAUCACGUGGACCAGUUGGACCUGAACGUCUGCUCUGUGGAGCUGCUGCUCAACAGGUUCCCCGGUCGGCCGGAGGAGGAGUACCGCCACCAGCUGGGAGGCUACGGGAUCACGGGCGAGCUGGCCACGAGGCCGGUGGCCAGUCUGUCAGGAGGACAGAAGAGCCGUGUCGCCUUUGCUCAGAUGACCAUGCCAUGUCCAAACUUCUACGUCCUGGACGAGCCGACCAACCACCUGGACAUGGAGACUAUCGAGGCUCUGGCCAAAGCUCUCAACAAGUUCAGAGGCGGAGUCAUCCUGGUGUCGCACGACGAGCGCCUGAUCAGGCUGGUGUGUAAGGAGCUGUGGGUGUGUGACAGCGGGAAGGUUCGGCGAAUCGACGGCGGCUUCGACGAGUACAGAGACAUUCUGCACGAGCAGUUCAGGAAGGAGGGCUACCUGUGAGGCUCCGCCCACUUCUGACUGACCAAACGGACCAAUAGUGACAUAAACCCCUCCCCCCCUCUCCUUUCACGAUUACACCUGUCACAGCAGCCAAUCGGCUGCCGCAGUGUACCGGAGAACGUUUUCUCAUCAGCUGCUGUAGGCGGACGUGCUGCGAGCUGAUUGGUCCCAGUGGAGGGGGAGGAGACAGUGUAAUGUUGUGUUUUGUAUGGACAGCAGAGGUUUGAUCAGUUUCAUGGACCCGGCGUUAAACUAACAUUUAAAACAAUAAAAACACUUAUCACUCUC